AUGUCCGAAAAUGACAUCGAAGCAAACGAUGGCGAACGACCUUCGACUUCAGAAGAGCGGGACAUAAAGCCGGAAAAGGUAGACCUCGAUGCGGCAGUGGCUCAAUUCGGCGAAUCGUGUCGGGUGUGUCGUGCCCCAUCAGCCGCCCUCCACUACGGUGCCGUUACGUGUGGAGGUUGUAAAAUAUUCUUCCUGCGCGCCGUCAUGUCGGCUUCGGCUGUACUUUGCGAGAAGGAUAAUCAGUGUAGAAAUUUAUCGAAAUGUCGUUUCUGCCGGUUUCAACGUUGUAUCGCGGCGGGGAUGAAGCCGUCAAUGGUCGGCAAGAAAGAGGGAGCGAUGCGUCGACCACCGAAAGUUUCUGAUAUCCCCUUGGCGAUGCUUGGAGGAGCGGCAGUGCCUCAACUCGAAUCACGAAGGCUCUGCGCCGGCGCAUCUUCCUUCACGACCCUCUUCAAGAAGUUGAAGAUCUCCAAGGAUGAGAUUAGCGGGCUGAUCGAGCUGGAGAGAUUCUGCGAUCCAGACGAGCCGAGCACGUCUACGAUAUCCGGGGAUGGGUUACGGUAUGACAUGGAGGUAUCUGUUGGAGAGGGUUUUCAAGAUCCGCUCAAGAUUUGCGAUCGGACACCGAUGAUGUACUGCGCCGAGAAGCCGCUUGUUACUUCCGGGUUUUCGGAGCAGUUGAGGAGCUCCUGUACUGUCGCUCCGUUCGUCCACUUUCUCGACUGGGCGAGGGGAUCUCCCGAGGUGUGGAAGCUCGAUGAGGGCGAUCGGACACUCCACCUCUGUGCCACCGGCGCCAGUGUGGUCCUAUUUUCAUCGGCGUACAAUUCGUAUCGUCUCGGAGUCGAUGGGCUGGCAUUUAAUCAUGGAAUGCGUAUCCAUGGGAGGCAUAAAGCCAAUAAUCUCUACACGAGUUUCUGCAACACCCUAGCCGACUAUAUGGAUUCUAACAUUGUUAGCAUCUUCAAAAAAGCAGCCAUUACCGAAGAGGAAUAUGUCAUUAUUAAGAAAAUAUUGUUUUUCACUUCCCCCCCUUCCCUCUCCGAUUCCGGCCAGGAAGCCGUCCGGAAAUCGAAGCGGAAGUGGGAGAGUGUUCUUGUUAAGCAUUUAUCUGAUCAGUACAAAGAAAAAACUACCGACUUUCAAACGGAGCGCUUGUCGGUGCUGAUGAACUUGGUGCCGUUGUGUAUGAAAAUAGCCCAAAUCAGCGACCGUGUUUUUGCAAAGAUGGUCGUUUACAACGUAAAGAAUAUUCGAGGCCGUCUUUCACUGGAUAUGCAUGUCAGAGGAUUU
Messenger RNA from Mesorhabditis spiculigera, 1293 nucleotides. The record is from the annotation of a GenBank genome assembly. NCBI's taxonomy places the organism in Eukaryota, Metazoa, Nematoda, Chromadorea, Rhabditida, Rhabditidae.